UGCACGCCACUACAAUUGGUUUUUAAAACUCAUGUAGUUCACACUUGUCCAUCAAGUUGAGCGGAUCGAAGAAAAGCCAUCAUCCCGAAAAGUUACAAGAAAGAAGGAAGCAUGACUAUCGCAUACGUUACGGCUGGCCCGGAUACUUCUCCCACCAGGGACUACACCGAAGGAUUCAAGCCAAAUUCACCUUCUCCGGAGCCUCCGAUCCAAAUAAAUUCAUCCGCCAGCAAUCCAGCAUCCGUAAGGCAAAUCAACAAGCAACUUAACGUGGCCUGUGCAGUGUUUUUUCUGUAUGUCUACGGCGGCAUGGACUUUGCCCACAGUGCAGGUUGGAACCAGACCUUAAACACCACGGCCACGCAAGUUUUUAAAUGCAGUUGGUUCAUUGGAGUCCUGGCUGGAGCAGCCUUGGCCUCCUUAACCAUGACCUUCCUACCAAAGUUGCCUUUUUAUGUUCUUGGCGGUUUAAUGCAAUUGACUGGAGCAAUUAUAUUCACGUGUAAACCCUUUGAUUACGGAUGUCUUCUGGCUGCUCGUUACGUGGCCGGAGCAGGAAUCGGAUUAAUCACCGUACCGUUUCUUAUUCAUAGUGCCGAAGUGGCGACGGACAACCAUCGCGGGGUUAGCGGAUCAAUGGAGCAGUGUGGUCUGGCCUUGGGCAUUGCCAUCCAGGUUAUCUAUGACACUCAAUGGGUGGAUGACAAGGAAGCAUCUGUUAACCAGGUUCAUGGCAUAAUAGGAAUUGUGUUCUCUAUUAUUGGUCUUGGAAUGACAGCCCUCUCGAUAGAGUCGCCCAUAUACUAUUUGCGAAUCAAACAGAAGGAGAAGGCUCGCAAAUGCCACGAGAAACUAUUGGGAAGCUUUAACCACUCAGUGGAUCAGGAAUUUGAGGAGAUUCAGCUUUAUGUAGCGGAGAGCCAGAAGAGGACGUUUUGUCAGCAGCUAUGGAUCUCAGUGGUGCCCUUUAUAAAACUGCUGCUUUACCGCGGAUUCGUCGCCUUCUCAUUUUCCCUGCCCCUCUCCGAAUCCCUUAUCAAGAGUGCUCUCCUGACCGAAGGAUUCAUUUCCUGUUGGCCAGUGACUCUGUGGGGAUUGGUGCGUUUGCUAGGAGCCCUAGUAGCCCAAGGAUCUAUGGACAAGUUGGGGCGCAAGCUAAUCUCACUCGUGGGUCUACUCUGCAUGGCCAUCCUUAUGCUCUGCAUGGCUGCCUCGUAUGCAAACCCGGCUAAUGCACUAAUGACCUACUACAUGUACCAGGUGUGGAGACUGGGAGUGGCUUUUCAGGCAUUCGCAGGACUCUUCGUUUGCAGCUCAUCCGUCUAUCUGGGCGAGGCGUUUCCCAUAAAAGUGAAGCCCUUCUUUGUGGGAUACAUUAUAGGUUUCGAACAAACGAUCCACAUCAUUAAUAUUGUCGGAUACAACAAGGGUUACGAGAACUUCUUUUACCACUACUAUCUGUCAGUGGGUAUCAUUCUCCUUGUUGGAGUGGUUUUCUUUGGAAUCGUUAUCCCAGAAACAAGUAAAACAACACUACGGGAAGCUACCAAGCGAUUCCAGCGAUUGCAGAACAUACGAUUAUUCUAGUCAAGGGAAAUGAAAAUUAAGUUAAUAAAUAUAAAGAAACCCCUUUAAUAAAUACUAAAAAAUUAAUUUGAAAUUGAAAUUGGACUUUGCUUAAACUAUUUGAGAGUAAAAACAGGAACGUUUGUUUACAAAUAAAAUUUUUUGGUUGAUACAAGACCGAACAGCACUUCACUCGAAAAGUUAUCUUUGACAUUUGUUAAUCAAAUCAAUCAAUUAAAUGGGAUUGAUAACACAUUUCCAAGUAUCU
Drosophila simulans is the source of this 1834-nucleotide messenger RNA. Its product is annotated as probable polyol transporter 6. Gene Ontology annotation, biological process: transmembrane transport. Gene Ontology annotation, cellular component: membrane. Gene Ontology annotation, molecular function: transmembrane transporter activity. NCBI's taxonomy places the organism in Eukaryota, Metazoa, Arthropoda, Insecta, Diptera, Drosophilidae. Bases 112 to 1587 code for a protein of 491 amino acids. The record is from RefSeq and is a predicted model, not a curated record. The transcript has 4 exons.